This is a messenger RNA of Columba livia (rock pigeon), 4024 nucleotides long. It is a transcript of the gene ING2, whose product is annotated as inhibitor of growth family member 2. Lineage: Eukaryota; Metazoa; Chordata; Aves; Columbiformes; Columbidae. Gene Ontology annotation, cellular component: nucleus. Bases 388 to 1254 code for a protein of 288 amino acids. The record is from RefSeq and is a predicted model, not a curated record. The transcript is spliced from 2 exons. Gene Ontology annotation, biological process: positive regulation of DNA-templated transcription.
GGCCGGAGCUGGGGCGGGUCCGGUGGAGGGAGGUGGGCGCCGGGGUGGGCCCCCUGCCGGGGCCUGCGCGGGGCUGAGCCCGCGGCCGUGCCGGGAUGUCGCGCUCGGUGUCUGCCGGGGCGGGCGGCGGCCGGUCCCUGUCGGGGGAGGGCGCCCGGCGGCGGUGGGAGCCGGCGGUGCCUCCCUGCCCGGUGCUAGGCCCCGGCUCCGCGUGGGGGGCCGUUCCCCUGUGCGGGGCCGCUGCCGCCGGGCAGCCUUGCUGGUUGAACCGGCGUCGGGGACACGGGGACAGGUUUUACUGCGGGGGUGCGGUUGUCGCGUCCCGGCCGAGCCGUGACCCUGUGUCCCCGUCCCGCCGGGCGCUGAGGUUCGGCGCAAGGGAGGGGGAUGCGCGACGUGUUGUCAGCGUUCCCUGUGGUGAUAGAGAGGGUCCCUGGAGCGGGAAGUUACCGCGAACUUCAGUGGAAGACACAGCGUCUUCCAAAAUGCAGGUUAAAUAUCCAUACAGUCCAUUACGCCUGGCAUUCUCGGGCUGCGCAGUCGUGGAAUCUUUUGCUUCUAAUUACUGCCUUACCGCCUAAUGAAGCAUUAAAAGAAAUAGAUGAUGUCUAUGAAAAAUACAAGUCAGAAAAUGAUCCUGUUCAGAAGAAACGCUUGCAGCAGCAUCUUCAGCGUGCGUUAAUCAAUAGCCAAGAACUUGGAGAUGAAAAAAUUCAAAUAGUUACUCAAAUGCUAGAACUGGUAGAGAAUAGAGCCCGGCAAAUGGAAACACACUCUCAGUGUUUUCAAGAUCUGUCUGAGAAUGAAAAGCCUCUAGAAAAGGCAAAGAUGGAGUCCUGCCAGCCAGAGAGAUCUUCGCGUAGACCUCGUCGCCAGCGAACCAGCGAAAGCCGUGACCUGUGCCAUAUAGCAAAUGGGAUUGAUGACUGUGAUGAUCAGCCACCUAAAGAAAAAAGAUCUAAAUCUUCCAAGAAGAAAAAACGUUCCAAAGCCAAACAAGAGAGAGAGGUUUCACCUGUAGAAUUUGCAAUUGAUCCCAAUGAACCAACUUACUGCUUAUGCAACCAAGUGUCUUAUGGUGAAAUGAUAGGAUGUGAUAAUGAACAGUGUCCUAUUGAGUGGUUCCACUUUUCGUGUGUUGGACUCACCUACAAACCAAAGGGGAAAUGGUAUUGCCCCAAGUGCAGAGGAGACAAUGAGAAAACAAUGGACAAAUGUACUGACAAAUCGAAAAAGGAUAGAAGGUCGAGGUAGUGAAAGCAAUUCAUGUUUUAAAGAGUUGCUCCUUUUAUAUUAAAUGUUUAAUUUCCAGAGAACGCUGUUUUAGGAAAUGCAUAAGACUAUGCAAUAAUUUUUAAUCUAUAAUAUUAAUGGAGUAUUAAAAGCUGUUAUACCUUCUGUGAUCUUUAACUUUCUGCACUGAAUAACCAAAUAGUUGAAACAGGGUGGCUUUAGACCUUCACAGAAGACAUUACAAGCAUAUGGCGCUUGGUUUCAAUUUAACCCCAUUAGUAUAUUUUUUAAAAAAAAACCCAUGUGAAUCUUGAAAUAAUGGUGGUGGGAAAGAUACUGAAGGACUUUUCAUGAUAUGGGAAAGGCACUGAAAGGCCUCAUGUAACUGCUAGAAUCUUAACAACUGAAUUUAUUCUUUAUCCCAGGUCUUAAGUUUUCAGUUUGUGUUAACAUCACACCCUUGCAAUUAAGGCAUUUUAAUUCAGCUGUAACUGUAAAAGUCUUCCGAGCUAAAAGCAGACCUCUUCAGUGACUUUCAAAUGACCAGUAUGUUAUUUCAAGAAAGAAAGUACCACUAACUUAAGCGCCUUUUUUUUUUUUUUUUGGUCAAUAUUAAACUCUUGUCUUUGUGACUUUACACUUGGGAGUCAAUUUUUGGAUAUGAUAGAAUUAUGCUGUAUAAGCAGUUUUGGAUACUUUUAGUGGGUUUUGUUGUAGUUCUGUCAAACAACCUGGUGUGGUCUUUAUUGUUCAAGAUGGUCUGUCUAAUGCUGAAACUUUUCUUUAUUAUGUUUUGCCACUGCCUAUAUAAGCUUUGAAGUGGUAUAAGGAUUCUUUGAGAGGGGUUAUGUUAUAUUGGGGAACAGAAAUUGCAAAUGUGAUGGAAUCUUGAUCCUAAUGGAUCUCUAGAGAGCUGAGACAUGACUGGUAUUCUCUGGGAUGUAAACUUUGCUUUUCCUCAAGUGGUGUUUGGGUACAUGUGUGGCCACACUUGUGUUUAGGCACAGCACCACAGUUCUUGGACUUGGCAACUGUCUAAAAAGCCUGAAGCACAAGCUUUCAAUAAAAGUUUUGAUAGAGAAUAAAAAAUCAAAACAUAAGUACUACUGGCACAGAGCCAGUAGACAAAUCCCAGCAGGUUUCUGACAGGCUAAGUUAACUGUGUUGUCCUGAAAUAUGCCAGUAGUGUUGAAACACUACUUGGGUGGUAGUUAAAAGUGAAUUUCCUCACCUCCAGGCCUUAAAGUAGGUAGAAAAAAAGAUGAAAACAGCUGUUUCUGCUCCUUUGCAAUGGGAGAUGCUAAUAGAGGAGAAGUGAGAGGUGUACCUGUUGUAUCAAAGCUUACACCUAAGGUUCAUGCCCAACAGCGUUCUUCCUUGAGACUGCCUGUGCCCUGGCAAGGCAGACAGAGCAGCUCUGCAGGGCUGGGUGUGGUGGUCCUCACUAGGUGGGCUGCAGGAGCUCUGAAGUCCCCGUAGGUCUCUGCUCUUUUCUGCUAAGGUCUCCCUUGACAGCACAGAGGGAGAAGUGGCAUCAUCUCUGGGCAAGCCUGAUUGCGAAGCAGUUGUGCUGAGUUGAGAGCAGCCCAGAAGGGUGAUGAGUGAAAGCAAGCCCUGAUGGAUGAAUGCCAUCAAAGCUCUCACCAGCAUCUCCACUAGAGGGCUGGGGUGGUUGGGGCUGGAUGCGCUGCACUUGGAAGCCUCCAUGCUGUUGGGCCAGAUGGUAUGAAUCAAUGCACAGGACUGUAACUAAUAUAAGCUACGUAAAAUACCGAGCCUGUUUCCACAGUUAUGAUCCGAUUCCUUCACAGAAUUUAGCAUUUGCAAGUAAUACUAGUUAACAUAUGGCAGGGGAGCGUAAAGCCAGCAUUUUGAAUUUUUGCUUUGAAUUUUAGCUUUAAGUGGUGUAGCUCUGCUGCGGAGACCUGCACGACAGUAAGCAAACAGCUCUUACAGAGAACUCCUGUUAAGGGCUGUGACCAUCAGGAGGAUAGGAGGGAAGGCAAAGCUUAUCCCAAGGCCCUGUCCUGCUUCCCACGCUAGUGGUUAAUUUGAGAUUGCAAAGAUAGGCUUCUUCAGGGGGUGGAUCAUUGCUACUAAUGUUGCAUGGAGAAGAAGAAUGAGGCCAGCUGUUGGAGACAAGUGUCUUAAGUCCUCCUUUGCUUUUUACUCCUUUUUCUGUUUGUUACAUCUUAAUGAUUAUAUUUCCUUUUUGAGAAGACUAGCUGGAAGCCUUGGACUGGGGAUUGUAUCAACAUCUAAUGUCUACCUAAUGUCAAUGCUCCCUAGUAUUAACAAACAAACAUAACUUAAGUAAACACUGAAGCUGCAGAACAAAGUACAAGCGAGAUUUUAACUGUUAAUAUUACUAAUUUAUCUUGAAAAGUAUUGGUUUAAUUUCUACUUGCUAAAUCAAAAAUACUUUUUUCCAAGGCAGAGAAGAAAGCUGGGAGCCUGAUAUAAUUGUUCAUUGGAAUAAUUGUUGAAAUAGGAGGUAUAUACAGAAAGAAAACUUUAGAUUCUGAAAGUGGUCCAGAUAAAUAUCUAUAAUGCGGGGAUGCUUUCUUUUAUGCUAAUGGCCCUUCUAGUAGGGAAUAUGAACUCCCAGGGUUUCCAGUGAAAGAUAUUGCUAGGGAAACAGCAUUUACCUAUUCCAUGAAAUUGCUCAAUACAGAAAUAAUUCAGUUAACAGGAAGACUAGCAGUGUGCCUUGAAUAUACACGGUUGCAUAUAAAAUUAUUUCUUUUAAACAAUCUGGUUAUUUUGUCAUUAAAACUCACAUGAGAAAAGA